UUUUCCAAAUAAAUAAAUUGUUGUUGGAUGAGUCGACAUCCGCUGAUGAUUAUAUGAGGAACAUGGCUUUUGCUAUGAGAGUUAAAUUUGACAAAUAUUGGGGUGAUUGCAAUCUCCUAAUGUCUGUUGCAGCUGUCUUGGAUCCUCGUUGGAAAAUGAAGUUCAUACAUUUUACUUUUAGCAAGAUGUAUACACCUCUUGAAUUAGACUCUAAAAUUAAGCAAGUUGAGGAUGUAAUGUUGCAAAUUUACAACACGUAUGCAAGCGAUAUUGCUAGUUCUAGUUCUGCAAUUGGCAAUGUUUCUUCGGAGUUGCAAACUGAUUCGGUUAAUUCACAAAGUUAUGAUUGCAUGCUUGCAUUUACAGAUUAUGUUCUUUCAUCUGGUUCCAUUCAACCUUCAAAAUCAGAUUUACAAGUCUAUCUCGAAGAGGGUCUUUUUUUGGCCAAUACUGAACAUUUUGAUAUUCUUGAUUGGUGGAAGUUGAACACGCUGAAGUAUCCUUGCUUAUCGAAAAUGGCUAGGGAUAUAUUAUCGAUUCCAAUAACAACAGUUGCCUCUGAAUCUGCAUUUAGUACUGGUGGAAGAGUUCUAAAUGACUAUAGAAGUUCACUUUCGUCAAAAACAGUGAAUGCAUUAAUAUGCUCGUCUAGUUGGAUUAGAUCGUCCACCACUCAUUCGAAAACACCUAUGGUAACUCUCUCAAUAAUUAGCUUGUAUGGUAUAUGUUUUUUUUCAUCUUAAAACUGAUAUUGAUAUAUAUUUCCUACCAGCAAGAAUUAAUGGAAGAGGAACAACUUGAAGUAGCUUUACCCGAGUAAAUAGCGGGGAAUGAGGAAAUGAUAUUUGCUGAAAUUCUAUUACCCGAACAAUUACCUGAUGUUUGCUUUACCCAAGGAAAUUAUUGUUAACAUUUUAUGUCAUACAUGUUUGUUGAACUUCCAGAAUUAUGCUUUUUUGGAGAUGUUACUAUGCCUUUCCAAAUUAAUUUUGUACUAUAGCUUUCCAAAUGAAUUUGUUGCAUUCUGGAAGUUGUUCCAAUUACCUGAUGUUUGUUGAACUUCCAGAAAACAG
This is a messenger RNA of Phalaenopsis equestris, 1073 nucleotides long. RefSeq names its product zinc finger BED domain-containing protein RICESLEEPER 1-like. Gene Ontology annotation, molecular function: DNA binding; protein dimerization activity. Bases 54 to 743 code for a protein of 229 amino acids. Lineage: Eukaryota; Viridiplantae; Streptophyta; Magnoliopsida; Asparagales; Orchidaceae. The transcript has a single exon. The record is from RefSeq and is a predicted model, not a curated record.